AUGAACAAAACUCUAAUUCGAGGCCUGCUGCGCGGCAAAACUGCCUGCAUCACCGGCGGCACUACGGGCAUCGGUCGUGCCAUUACGCUAGAAUACCUGAGACAGGGCGCCAACGUGGCCGUCAACCACCUCGAUCUUCCGCAAGAUAGAGAGCUCAAGAAAAGCCUCCUGAAAGCUGCCGCGGACAUUAAGAAUCACGCAUCCUCGGAGCAGCCCGCAGGUGAGCUGCUCGAGCUCGCAGGCGACAUCACAGACCCCAAGACAGGCGACCAGCUCGUCGCAGCGGCCGUCGCGGCAUGGGGAAAGCUAGACAUUCUGGUAUCCAACGCUGGCAUCUUCAAGCCUGCCGAAUUUCUCUCCCUUGAAAAGAAGCAAUUCGACAGCACAAUGGCCGUAAACGUCAACGGCGCCUUCUACACAUGCCAGUCCGCCGCCCGCCAAAUGGUCAAGCAGGGCCACGGCGGCUCCAUCAUCGGCAUCUCCUCCAUCAGCGCGUUGCAGGGCGGCGGCCUGCAAGUGCACUACACGCCGAGUAAGGCCGCGAUCGCGUCCAUGGUGCAGUCCAUGGCCGUCGCGCUGGCGCCUCACAACAUCCGCUGCAACGCGCUGCUGCCCGGCACGGUGCACACACAGCUGGCAGACAUGGACAUGCGGGACGAGAAGAAGCGGGCGUUUCUGGAGCAAAAGAUUCCGAUGGGCGUGGGCAGGGCGGAGGACCUGGCGGGACCGGCGGUGUUUUUGGCGUGCGAUCAGCUUAGUACGUGGAUGACGGGGUCGCAGAUUCUGGUAGAUGGUGGCAUGUACGCUCAUUUGCAAUAA
Molecule: messenger RNA, 819 nt
Organism: Akanthomyces muscarius
Lineage: Eukaryota; Fungi; Ascomycota; Sordariomycetes; Hypocreales; Cordycipitaceae
Exons: 2
Coding region: 1-819 (272 amino acids)
Molecular function (GO): oxidoreductase activity, acting on the CH-OH group of donors, NAD or NADP as acceptor
Source: RefSeq, a predicted model, not a curated record